This is a messenger RNA of Parastagonospora nodorum SN15, 1842 nucleotides long. RefSeq lists its product as hypothetical. Bases 1 to 1842 code for a protein of 613 amino acids. The record is from RefSeq and is a predicted model, not a curated record. The transcript is spliced from 6 exons. Lineage: Eukaryota; Fungi; Ascomycota; Dothideomycetes; Pleosporales; Phaeosphaeriaceae.
AUGGUGGUUGAGGUUUUGGAGGUUCUCAUAGACCUCCUUGCGACCCGUUCAGACUUUGAAGCCCUGACAGCCAUCGGCUACACGACAUCAGCAGGAUUUCGUUUCCAGAUGCGCACGAUGCUGAGCGAUGAGGAGAUGGAAGAUAUAUACGAGGACACAGACUUCUAUGUUGAAGAAGGUGACGACUUUGUCGACGAUGAAACAGGUAAAGCGAUCUACACCCGCGAAACUCAACCCCAGAUCUUGAAGUGGCGACCAAAACUCUGGCACAUGCCAAAUCGCCAGGAGCUUUUGUCAAUCGAGUCUUUUCUACCCGGUCCCUGUCCAAAGGCUAGAAUCUCCUCAUCUGGAUGCGAAGUGGACAUCUGGCAAACCGAUCUCAUUCCGAACAGCGAUUCUGAGGACUGGAUACAUCAUGCGAUAUGGUGGUCAAUCUUCAGGUGGAUGCAGGAGGUCAAAAACCUCCAUGCGAAAGGCAUGCCGGAUGGAUCGUUCUCCCUGGUCUUACAUGGUCCCUCGGCUGAUGCCAGUCAAAAUCUGGCUGACACGAUCAUCAAAGUGGCAGCAUGGCAGGACGCGAAUGCAGAGUAUUUUCGGCGACAUCAAGCGGAAUUCCACCCCUACCGUAAUGGCGUUAUCAGUGGGUUUCCAGAAAUUGUCAAAGAAGUCUUGCAGGGAACAAUUCCUGUCUCUCUAGAGUCCGAGAUCAGUCAUGAGAUAUGGGAUACUGCGAAAAUCCUGAGAGAGCAUGAAGGUCCUUGGCCAACAGAUUUCGCAGAGGCGGUACCAGAGCAUCCCUUCAACGAGCCUGCGGGAGGCUGGGAAGCUGCGAGAAACGAACACCGCAUUGAGGUCGACUAUUUGGAACGGUUUGAAGGUCGCGCAUUUGCUACUAUCUUGGGCCAGCAUAAGUCUCUCUUCUUUCGCCUACCACGAGAACUCCGCGACAAGAUAUACAUCUACUGUGUUUCGGAGGACCAUGGCUAUCUCCACGAUUCUUCAACCGGAAAGCUCCGCCUGCACGACGGAAGGCCCAUAGACAACGCGCUCAUGUUCACGUGCAAGCGCGUCACUCGAGAGACACAGGGUCUUGCACUGCGCACUAACACGAUCACAUUCCGGACCCAAGUUAGCUUGCCUGAAGCUAUUGACAUGCCGUCAGAUGCUGCAUUGUUUGAGUAUCUUCGCAAGAAGCGGAUUGAUGCUCUUGGAGAAAUGCUCUGCUUCGCGCAUUCUCUGGUCACUUCAAGCGUCCUGCAAUCGCUCCGUGAGAAGUGGCCAAAUAGCAAGGCCGUGGCAGGUCUGAUGGCAAGCAUCGAACGAUAUGGCACACAGAUUAUGGGCAGGGAUACACUGAGCCUCUACCUUUAUGAUAUGCAUUGUGAUAAUGCCGAGCAAGAAGACAUCCUAGACGAUAUUAUCGAACUAAUCCGAAGUCAUGCCGACUUUGACGCACUGACUUCUAUCGGAUACACAAAAUCGAAGUGGUAUCGAUGGCAACUACGCCAUUGCGUUACCGACGAGCAUAUGAAACACUUAUGGGAAGGAAAAAAUUUCGAUGAGAGUGCUGGUGACUUCUUCAUCGAUGAACUUACGGGUUCACCAUGGUACACCGAAGCCACUCGGCGCAGCAUUCUUGACUGGAAGCCUGAACGUUGGCAAAUACCCACAAGAGAAGAACUGAGAAAGACUGGAAAAAUCUUGGUGGGCUGGCCGAAAGCCUCCAUCUGGUACGAGAAUGUGCCCGGUCGCCUGUCACUGUGCGGUUCCUUCAACAACUCCCACUUGACAUUCGUGUCCACAUUCGUCAAAUCGUUAUUGAGGAAGACAAUCCGGCAGUGA